Chaetomium fimeti is the source of this 1502-nucleotide messenger RNA. RefSeq names its product ubiquitin-conjugating enzyme/RWD-like protein. The record is from RefSeq and is a predicted model, not a curated record. NCBI's taxonomy places the organism in Eukaryota, Fungi, Ascomycota, Sordariomycetes, Sordariales, Chaetomiaceae. The coding region runs from base 345 to 1283 and encodes 312 amino acids. The transcript has 3 exons.
CGAACUGCCAAACUGCCCCAGUGGAAUGAGCAUCACUAGCAGCUUGAUGUGAGCAUGUGCAUGUAACUCUACCUUUUUCCUCUUUCCAGGUCCCUUCAGGCGCAGCCAGUGUCGCAUCCUUGCAGCGGCUGGGCCGCUUUGUCCCUCCUUCGUCAUCAGCCGCGAUUGCCAAUGCCCAUCUCCGAACUUGACAGAUCAACAACUUUACACUUUACUUUCCGCCAUCUUUGAUUUAAACCCACCACAAACUAGAUACCCAACAAAGCAACCACCCUCGGCAGACAUCGCCUCCCAAUCCCAACGCCCACGUCUUCUUCCCUUGCAAUUUUAUCACAUCGCGCGCAAUGUCAACCGCAACCCCAACACCGAAAUUCAACUCCAAAUCCCCCACCAUCCGCCGCAUCCUCCGCGAAGCCCACGAACUCACCACCACCCCGUCAGCGGACUACCACGCCGAACCCCUCGAAACCGACCUCUUCGAAUGGCACUUCACCCUCCGCGGCCCGCCGGCCUCCCCCUUCGAGCACGGCAUCUACCACGGGCGCAUCGUUCUGCCCCCCGGGUACCCGCUCCGCCCGCCCUCCUUCCGCUUCCUGACCCCCUCGGGCCGCUUCGAGACCAACCGCGAGAUCUGCCUGAGCAUCUCGGGCCACCACGAGGAGACGUGGCAGCCGGCGUGGGGGAUCCGCACCGCGCUGGUCGCGCUGCGCACGUUUAUGGAGACGGAUGUCAAGGGCCAGUUGGGCGGGCUCGAUGCGGCGGAGCCGGUGCGUCGGCGCAUGGCCGGGGAGAGUACCGCGUGGAAGUGUGGGGCGUGUUGCGGGGGGAAGAAUAACGGGGAGAUUUUGGGGGAGUGCGUGGAGAGGGUGAGGGAGAUGGGGGAGGCGGCCGCGGCGGAGGAGGUCAGUGUGCCGGAGGAGUUGAAGAUGGGGUGGCGGGAUGAGAUGGAGGCGAAGGGGAAGAAGGCGGGAGAGGAGGGCGGGGAAGGAGGGGAUGGGGAGAGUGAUGGGCUGGCCGAGGGGUUUGUGCAGACUGCACCUGUCUUGCCGACGUCGUCAUCAUCAUCGGGUAGUGGGCAGCAACAACAACAGAUGGCCGGAGGGAGCGCGGUACCGCAGCCGACAAGGACAGUACCGUUGCCGAACCCGCCUCCGGUGGCGGCUGGUCCGCCGCUGCAGCAGCUCCAACCGAGGGCGGAUGAAAGCACAGUGUGGCUGGACAGGUUGAUUAUUGCCGUGGCUGUCUUGCUGGCCGCCGUGGUUGCCAAGGUCAUGUUUGCAUGAGCUUUAUAAAGAGGAACCGAGUAGUCUAUUUUCUAUCCACUGAACUCACCGUCAGUAUGGACAUUGGGACGGAGUUCAGGCGUUGGAUAGACAAUCAUUAUCCAUAUUUUGGCCUUGAGCAUCACCUGUCAGCCGGGGAUAGCGGCUUAACAGGGUCAACCCAGCAAGUAGCGUUGGUUACAACAACACAGCAGAGAACACAGUCAAAGUUUAAGAACC